AUGGGGCAGACGGCCCUGGCGGGGGGCAGCGGCCCCUCCGACGCCCCCGGGGUCGCCUCGGGCCCGCGCCCCCCGGAGCCGUCGUGCCCCGAGGGUCUGGGGGAGCUGCUGGCGGCGGCCCCGGCGGACCCGGGGGCGCAGCGGCGGCACGGCUGGAACCCCGACGACUGCUCCGACAACAUCGACGUGCACGAGGGCGGCCUGGUCUUCGAGCGCCGGCCGGUGGCCCAGACCACCGACGGGGUCCGGGGCAAGUGCGGCUACUGGCGGGGCCUGCACGCCUGGGAGAUCUGCUGGCCCCCGGCGCAGAGGGGCACGCACGCCGUGGUCGGGGUGGCCACGGCCCGGGCCCCGCUGCGGGUGGACCGCUACGCCCCCUUGCUGGGCAGCGACCGGGAGUCCUGGGGCUGGGACAUCACCCGGGGUCACCUCUACCACCGGGCCGAGGAGGGGGCCGCGGCCGCCCGCUACCCCGCGGCCUCGGGGGUCGGCGGGGUCGCCGACGCGCCCUUGGAGGUGCCCGAGCGGCUGGUGGUGGUCCUGGACAUGGAGGAGGGCACCCUGGGCUACGCCGUCGGGGGUGCCUACCUGGGCCCGGCCUUCCGCGGCCUCGGGGGUCGCACCCUGUACCCGGCCGUCAGCGCCGUGUGGGGACAGUGCCGCGUCCGAAUCCGGUACCUGGGGGAGUGGAGAGUGAAGCCCCACUCCCUCCUCCACCUGAGCCGGCUGUGUGUGCGGAGCAUCCUGGGAGAGGCCCGGCUGGGCGAGGUGGCUACGCUGCCCCUGCCCCCGGCCCUGAAGAGAUACCUGCUCUACCAGUGACCCCUGCCACCCCCCUGCCGCUAGCCAGACCGACCGACGCCGCCAACGCGGACUCCAGGCCCGCUUGCGGCCGGCGAGGUGGGGAUGGCUACGCCCAGACGGGAAAGAGAAGCCCCCAGGACCCUCUUUUUUCCCCCCCGUUGUCUUCAUCAGAAAUGAAAUCGCCUUGGUACGGGCA
Molecule: messenger RNA, 1000 nt
Organism: Ornithorhynchus anatinus (platypus)
Lineage: Eukaryota; Metazoa; Chordata; Mammalia; Monotremata; Ornithorhynchidae
Gene: SPSB2
Product: splA/ryanodine receptor domain and SOCS box containing 2
Exons: 2
Coding region: 1-822 (273 amino acids)
Biological process (GO): intracellular signal transduction; proteasome-mediated ubiquitin-dependent protein catabolic process
Cellular component (GO): SCF ubiquitin ligase complex
Molecular function (GO): protein binding
Source: RefSeq, a predicted model, not a curated record